Olea europaea var. sylvestris is the source of this 550-nucleotide messenger RNA. RefSeq lists its product as uncharacterized. The transcript has 2 exons. Bases 39 to 455 code for a protein of 138 amino acids. The record is from RefSeq and is a predicted model, not a curated record. Lineage: Eukaryota; Viridiplantae; Streptophyta; Magnoliopsida; Lamiales; Oleaceae.
CACAGCUAUCUGAACAAAUUUCCACUCUAAAUGAGCGAAUGGAAGAAUUCACAUCAAGAAUUGAAGAGAUAAACUCUAAGCUUUCAAAUCAAAAAGUGUCUACUAGUCAGCAAAAUUUAGUUGAAGCCUGCAAUGGCACUCCUCUAUUCAUGUCUGGUGUAGGAAAUGGCCAAUUGACCGGUUCCCUUCUUCCCCAUUCCUCGUCUUCUCCCCAAUUACUCAGGGAGUCUCCAAUAAUGGAAGAGGUAUUACUCAUUGCUCGGGGACAGCGUCAAGUUAUGCAUCAAAUAGAUAAUCUUAGCAACAUCCUACAUGACUAUUUCGGAGAGAGGUCUCAACAAGGACGAGAAGGGAGAGCUAUGGGUGUUCAGUCGAUUGGAGUUCCUCUACUUGUUUCUUUGGCUAUUGGUGGCAUAGGUAUCUUCUUGUUCAAAUCUGUGUCAUCUCAGAAGUGAUCAAACUGGAGGGAGUUGAAAUAGGGUGUAGAAUAAAGAAGAAAUCUGAACUGUUAAAGAUAUCUAUAAAUUAUGUUGGAUUUCUUUCUUCUUUU